Molecule: messenger RNA, 1077 nt
Organism: Colletotrichum godetiae
Lineage: Eukaryota; Fungi; Ascomycota; Sordariomycetes; Glomerellales; Glomerellaceae
Exons: 1
Coding region: 249-926 (225 amino acids)
Source: RefSeq, a predicted model, not a curated record
AUGCACUCGUGACCUGGCUUUCGUGGAAACGACCGCAAAGCAACCCCAGAUCUAGCCUCCUACCUAGCCUAACGCCAUCAGGCUCCUCGCAGCUCACUAAUAAACGGCUGUCCCAAUCUCGAGGCCUGCUACACGAGCGCGGCUCUGCAACCAGAGCACUGACCUCGUCACCUUAUGGACAGCCUGUUUUCCGGCCUGGUCCUAAUUCCAAACCGCCUCAAUACACUAGCCACUUAAGCUUAUCGGCAAUGGAACACCUCAAGCUGCCCGCGAGCUGCCUCGGGGCGGGGACUAAGACAUCCAGUGUUCCUCGCAUGUGUGGACAACAUCAGGCUCGGAAAUUUUACUCGGCAGCAUCCAAUAGCUGGGCCAAAAUAUGCUCUCUAGCCACAUCGACCUUCCAUCAGGCCACGGGAUCCAAGUCUCGACUUCUAAUCAGUUCAAUCUUCUUCUUUUCUUUCAGUCCAUCCCAACGACUCGACACCGGAUGGUCGCUAACCACACAACCAGACCCGUUCUCCCAUGGCUCAUUUCGGCAAGCCAAGACCUUGCAGGGCUUGCAAACCGUUUCAAAAGCCUUUGGAGGCUCAAAACCAUUCUUUUCGUCCCAACUCGCCAUCUAUGAGCAAAGGAUUGGGAACCCAUCCCAUCUCUCUUUCGCCCAGGGGCCUGUCUGGACCAACUCGAGCAGGCUUUCAUUCCGUCUACCCGUGACCCGAGUCGUAUGGGAGCCACGACCGCCACGCUCAUCAUCUCUCCCCUUCAGUCGUUCCCAUCACUCAUUCCCACCCGCCAGAGAAAAACCUCCGAAAAGCCGCCCCAUUCGCAAGCUCACCCCUGUCGUCAACCUUUCGAAACUCGAGUACUGGCUCCAGUUUGCCUUGCUUCAACCAGUACGACAUCAUAACUCCAGCAUCGUUUGCUAGCGUACACCAUAUGCGCGCGUCUGACACAAACGCAACCCUUUCGUCGUUGCCUUUCUUUCUCUCUACACCGCAUGUCGGGCGCAGUCCCACUUUGUGGACUCUCCCACUCGCCUUGUUGUCUUCGGACAGCUAAGCAUCCCUUUCAAGCCUU